AUGGACUCAGCAGAAGAGCGGCCCACGCUGCAGGAGACGCUAAACUUACUGCAUCAAGCAUCUAGAACAACUGCAAAGCAACGGACAGUCAAGGUCUCAAGCAUAGUCGAUGUCAUCUGCCGUUACGCCUCGGAUGAUGGCCUUGACCAGGAUGCUCUGCGAGACAUAGUGCAGCUCGCGUCGGUGAAGACCCUGCUAGACCAAACCACCAUCACGACUUUGAUCAAGAACUUGUACCCGUCUCAAAAGGUUCCAGGCGAUGUUGUCAUUACUAUUGUUGGUGCGCUUGGGCAGGGCAAAGGCAAGCCUUCGCCCGGUACACAAGACAGUCUUGUGAAAUGGCUCAUCGCAAUUCAUGAGGUCGUGGAGGAUUCGAGCGUCUUGUCCCGCCUAUAUGGUGUGCUGUUUGGUAUGCUCGACAUGAUCAGUAUCAGACUAGAGCUGUCUCGCGGUCUCGGCAACGAGCCUGCGCUCCAAGGUCUCCUCCGUGUCUACAAGGAUUACUAUCCCGAUAUCAUACUCGGAAGCACUUCCACAAGCCGAAAGUCGUUCGCUCCGCGACCUGAUGCCGAAUGGCAAGCCAGGAUCGUUGCCAUCCAAGAAGCUAGUGUGGCGGAAGACGACUCGAAUGUAGAUGGGCAGAACGGUUUCAAGGUGCUACGAAGAAGGCUCAAAGGCAGCAAAGGAUCGGCGAUUCCGGACGUGCAUACCUACCGUGCGACCGAGAGCUCAGCAACCCUCGAGGGUAUCGACAGUGUUGACGAUUUCGUGGAAAAGCUCGAUAGAAUAGAGCCGCCAGGCCAGCUGAUAGCGCUUCUCGUGGAUCCUUUGCUCCAGAAGUACGUUGAUCUUAAGCCGUCACCAAUAACAGCAGGUCGAUUAGGAAAUUGGCUCGCGACGUGCUUGGAAGAGCAAUUCGAGGAGCACCAGCAAGGCACUGGAAACGAGCAGUACCUAUAUGAAGUUCUCGAUGGGCUUCUGAGGUACGUUCAGUACACGAACUCACUCCAUCCUACAGUACUGGCGUUUCUUCGUGAAUACCUGCCGAUAUGGGAUGGCCAGCAAGAUCUCGAUUCUUUGUUAGGACUGGUCUCUUAUAUCCCGAUUGAAGUAUUUGAAGACGCCCACACAACCUACCUGUCCCCUGUCGAACGAGCCCUAGCAGCUCAUGGCCUUAUCGCGUACACAAAGCUCGUCGACUUCUACACAGCUCUACUGCAGCACCAAAUAACCCACACAGCGUCCGGAGCUGCCGACCAAAGAGAGAUUCGACAGGAAGUCUUAAGCGACCUAAUCGAGCAUGUAGCCACCUUGUUCACUUCGGCUCUCGUCUCCAUCCCACCAGGUUCCAGCACCACCCUCACAUCAUCGAUCCUCUCGUUCUACGAACUCCUCAGCACCUCCUCGAAACCACACGUCAUCCCAAUACAUCUGCCACCGAUGCAUCUCGUCUACCUGCUCUCUCAGGACGCAUCUUCAACGACGCUUUCUCGUAUCUGCGGCAUCAUCGGCUCUUACAAGCUGGCUUUUGAUGCGCACCCCAAGCCGGUCAAGACAUACUAUCCUGCGGAAGUCACAGAUGCGUUCAAUUGGUGUCUGCGCGACAUGUAUAAUCUAGUGUGGGUUUCCCGUGGUCUUCUCGUUCAGGACCAAAAGUCGAAGGGGUUGUACUGCGAUCCGAUACUGAGGGGGACACUGAACGAGUAUCUACGGAGAGUAGAUCGUGGAUACACUAUCGGGGCUGCGUUCACGUUGUCGUACAACGCGUGGUUGGCUUCGCUCUCUGCCGCGGCGUGGCGUGCGGUCGAGAAGAGGGAGGUUGAUAAAACGGGUGAGAAGAAUGUUACACGGUAUCACGACGGGCCUGUUACGGAAAAGAGUCUGGAGGUACUUAAGAGCAAAGGCGGCGUUGACGUCGAUUGGGAGGGCGCGGAUGGAUACAAGGUUAUGGUGCUGCAGUGGCUGACUGAGAGGGGGUUGGGUGGGAUUAGGGAUUUGAUGUUCGCUACCGUUAUCAACUUGAAGGGUACCGCCUGA
This is a messenger RNA of Alternaria arbusti, 2037 nucleotides long. RefSeq lists its product as uncharacterized. NCBI's taxonomy places the organism in Eukaryota, Fungi, Ascomycota, Dothideomycetes, Pleosporales, Pleosporaceae. Bases 1 to 2037 code for a protein of 678 amino acids. The transcript has 6 exons. The record is from RefSeq and is a predicted model, not a curated record. Gene Ontology annotation, cellular component: nuclear body; kinetochore; cytosol.